AUGAUAAAUAAUAAUGGAGAUCGGCUGACUCAUAAAAAUCCUUUCGACUACUCAACCAAUGAGGAAUCAGAUUCUGCUUCCUUCAAACAGCAGGUAGCCUCGAUUAAAAAGUACAAAUUGCUAAAAACUAUAGGAAAAGGUUUUUGUUCCAAAGUUAAAUUGGCCAAAUCUCUUGAAAAUUAAAGGUUCUUUGCGAUUAAAAUUUUAAAGCGUCACAAGGUCGAGCAAAUCAAUCUCUCAGCCUUCAAGAAAAUCCUAUCCAAUGAAGUGACUCUAAUUCAGUCGAUGAACCAUCCAAACAUCAUCAAAUUAGUGGAGUAUAACUGCGAGGGGGAACUCAUAAUCAAACCAAGCGGAAAAGCAAUCCAAGUCUUCUUUAUCGUCCUCGAACUUGUAGAAUAAGGAGACCUGUUCUCUUUUAUCAAGGCGAAGUAUAACCAGGGAGGGUUCAAUGAAAGAUUCGCUAGGUAUUACUUCCUUUAGCUCCUAAGCGCUAUCGAAUAUCUCCAUCAAACCGCAGGUAUAGUCCAUAGAGACUUGAAACCAGAAAAUUUGCUCCUUAAUUAGAAGUACGAUCUAAAGAUUGCUGACUUCGGUCUUUCAUCAAAAAAAGAAGGCAACUACGGUCUAGGUAUACACUACUCUUAAGUGGGAACCCGUCAAUACUAAGCCCCGGAAGUUCUGGAAAGAAGAUCUUAUCGAGGCGAGUACGUCGAUAUAUUUUCGAUAGGUGUUAUUCUGUUUCUGAUGGUUACAGGAACUCUUCCUUACCAAAAAGAAGCCAAUAUUAAAGACCCUCUAUAUAAACACGUUUAUCAAAAGUAAACAGAUAAAUUCUGGGCAUCUUGGAGGCAAUACAACCAAAGAGAAGAUGUCGCCGAUGAUAUAAGUGAUAGACCCCCUGAGGAGGUUACCUUAAAUGAUUAAUUUUGGUCAGUAUUUAAUUAAAUUUAAACUUCGAUAAGUUAAACAUGCAAACGAAUCAGACCACAUCAGUAGGAUACAGAGGAGAACGAAUAAAACAGUUCUCCAAGUAAUAUCACUCUUUCAAGAGCUGCAUCACCCAGGCCAUAGUAUGAAUUAGCUCCUAAAGAGGAAGAGGAAAAAGAAGAAGUAGUAGUAAAUGCAAAAACUGAUUAUUCUAAAGAUUUCAAAUAACUUGUUCUCUCCAUGAUGUCAUACCACUUUUAUGAUCGCCCCACCAUCAAGGAUAUCAGAAAUCAUCCCUGGCUCAAAGGAGAAAUUCCCACUUAAGAUGAAAUCGUCAGAGAGAUGUCCAAACUCAAAAGAGAGUUUAUCAUCAAGGAAAUCUAUCACCAAAGUAGCUACUUUCUAGACAAGGAAAGAAAACCUGAGAUUAAUCUUCCAAAAUCUUUCAAAGAAUAUGCAGUCUACUGUUAUAAAACUAAUAACACUUAAGCUUUAUUUAGUAAGUCUCAUUUAAUUCCUAUUACAUGUAUAAUUAUAGAGGGCUUGCUGAAAAUGAUGAGUCAUGUGGCAUUCGAGUUUAGUAAAAACAUUUACAAAUGCGGUUGCAUAAGAAAUAGAUUCCGCUAAAACUAAACAAACUCCAAAGAUAAAUUACCAAUCAACGAAUCGAAGAGACCUAUUUGGAUGUCAAGUGGCUUGCAGUUUAGGACUUCUAGUUAUCAUAAUAAAACAAGCACAUUGAAUACACAGAUAAGUGGAGCUGAAAGAAAAAAUUCAACAAUAAAGGAGCAAAAUAGCAUUUUCAAGUUUAGAGGAAAUCACAUGCAGCUAUCCAAUACACUAGCUAGUAAGUUAUCAAAGCCAGAAUUUAAAAAUGCUGAGGGAGGGGGUAGUCCGAAUUUCCGGAGAAGAGUUAGUUUUAAAGAUACUUGCAUUGAAGAGGAAGGCUAAUUUUUACUAAAACCAAAGGAGAAGAAGUCGAAUGUCAUCAAAAGAAGGGGGUCUAAGUUAUAAAGUAAUUUAUGA
Molecule: messenger RNA, 1956 nt
Organism: Stylonychia lemnae
Lineage: Eukaryota; Ciliophora; Spirotrichea; Sporadotrichida; Oxytrichidae
Source: the annotation of a GenBank genome assembly